AUGGACAAUGUAACAAUGAUUCAAGACCCACCACACCUGAAAUCAUUACAAUGGGACGAUUGGGAUGACCUGUUUUACGGUAAAGGCGUGCUCACUGGGUACACGAUCCGGGCAGGCCAGUUCGAAAUCCCACGAGCUAACUACGAUGCCUUUGUGUUGAAACGAAACGCAACGCCAAAGGCCGAGUCGUACAAUAUGUCUAGCUCUAAUGCGGUGACUCGACAAGGGAUAUCCACCCAGUCUAUGUCUGAAAGCUCCUUGCAUUAUGGAGAUUUGGGCGGAGACUUGAAUCCGGCACUGAUGAAACCCAUGAGGAUGGGAGUGAGUGUGGGGGCAUCAGCGGCGCGAAGCGCAAGCACCACGGGCAUGCGGACGGAGCUCAAAGAAGAAACGGCGGUUGAACAUAGAUAUCCCAAGGUCAGAAUCUUUCUAAACGAUGAAUGGAUAACUCUUUCGGAUGGAUGCCUGGCGGAUCUCAAAGCACUCAAGACGAGCAAAAGUCGGGAAGAUCUGUUCCGAUUCUACCAGAAAUAUGGUACAACUCUGAACCGAUUGCCCCAUGCACCUUCCGAUUCUAAUGUGAGGUCAGGCCAUAUCAUCAUGACGCAAGUCAUCUUUGGAGGUCUUCUACGAUGGACCCAAGAAGCCAACAGUGAUGACGGAGGUAACCAUUCGGAAAAGGCAAGCAAACUUAAGGCCUUUGUCGACGCAAGAUACAUGUCUGCUCAGGUUACCGGUUCAUGCACGUCCUCAAAUGAGUCGAGGAAUGAUCAGGCCGAUCUAAAGUAUGAGAAGACUGUCUAUUUUCAUCGACUAGGAGGAAUCCAGUCCAGCGCUUCCGACUUUCAUUCCAGAGAAGAGUUGGACGCUUGGUCGAUCUCGUUGGGGCGGCGAGAGCUUUGGGUGGUCACAGAGCGUCGUGAACCAAUGCAAAUAGAGAAAUUUAUGGGUCUAAUGAAAGAGUUGAAAUGGGUGCCUCAGUUAUUUCAAGAGAUCCAUACCGCCGCGAGAGUCACACCACUAUUGCCAAACUUAUACAGCGAGAUCUACUCCACCAACACAUCGCUCGCAUUCGUGCGUCAAUAUGAUCUUCCAACUGAACCCGCCUUGCUAUUCUUCCAAGACCAGAAACGGCACAUAAGGUUUGGUGCACUGGCAAACUCAUCACACCCUCGCACCCACCAAACCGAGGUUCUAUUCGAAGAACCCAUCGUCCGGGCCAAGCAAGAUACACCUCUUGGGGCAUUUGCCACUCCAGAUAGCCUUCAUUUAUUCUAUCUUGACGACGCUUCCAAAGUCUGCAUGUCUCAGUUCGAUCUUGAAUCGCGGAUGUGGGAGGCCGCAACGUUUCCGGGCAACCCAUCCGAGCGCUCAGAUGGCUCGAACUUUGGAUUCUGCAAAGAGGAAAAUCCGAGUGGCUACCUGAUUUCAUACCGAAGUCUCACGGGGCAAGCACACAAUUUCAGGUAUGAGUACGAUAGUGGAGAGUGGACCAGCCUUCCAAUUGGAACUGAGGUGUCGGAAGUCAUGUCGAAUGAACCAGGACCGUUUAACCAGCGCAACGACCGAUACCUGGUACCAGGCUCUUUUGUGUACGCGGACAUAAAUCGCCGAGAUAGCUCACGCUUCGAAGGUUCCGAAGCAGUUGUCAAGGCCGAGCUGUGUGAAGACAAUGGAAUUACCUUCCAUGUCAAUUGGUUGCCAGGAUCGGAAAGCGAUAGUGACGACGGUGGUGACCCCGGGGGGGACACUCUGACCAUUCCAACCCUUUGUUUGGUGCGUCCCGGAACCGACUAUUGUACCGUUAUUACCAAGGAAGAUCCUCAUGGGUGGCCUGGCCUCGUUUUCAUAUCCCCUGAAGGGUCGAUGCACAUGAUCGGACUGAAUGGAUAUCACCCGGAUUACCAACUUGAACAACGGAGAAUAUUCGACCCUGACUGUCUCAAAGCCUCAAUGAGUACCUAUUUCCGGGAUCUAUCGAGAGUCCUGGAGUAUGAUUCUGACUGA
Molecule: messenger RNA, 2007 nt
Organism: Fonsecaea nubica
Lineage: Eukaryota; Fungi; Ascomycota; Eurotiomycetes; Chaetothyriales; Herpotrichiellaceae
Exons: 7
Coding region: 1-2007 (668 amino acids)
Source: RefSeq, a predicted model, not a curated record